Messenger RNA from Ylistrum balloti, 1345 nucleotides. Its product is annotated as iron-sulfur cluster assembly 1 homolog, mitochondrial-like. Lineage: Eukaryota; Metazoa; Mollusca; Bivalvia; Pectinida; Pectinidae. The transcript is spliced from 4 exons. Bases 3 to 392 code for a protein of 129 amino acids. Gene Ontology annotation, cellular component: cytoplasm; mitochondrion. Gene Ontology annotation, molecular function: 2 iron, 2 sulfur cluster binding. The record is from RefSeq and is a predicted model, not a curated record. Gene Ontology annotation, biological process: iron-sulfur cluster assembly.
UCAUGGCCGCCAGGGCCGUCGGAGCCACGGUGCGAGCUGUCAGUAAAAAGCGGAUGAUUCCUACACGAGCUCCACUUGUUUUGACUCAAGCUGCUGUUAACAAAAUAAAAGAACUAACCCAAGAACAACCUGAUGUGCUUGGGCUGAGGAUAGGUGUAAAGACAAGAGGAUGCAAUGGUCUAUCCUACACACUGGACUAUGUAAAGGAGAAAGCCAAAUUUGAUGAAGAAGUGCAUCAAGAUGGUGUACGAGUACUGAUUGACUCCAAGGCACAGCUGACUCUACUAGGUACAGAAAUGGACUAUGAGGAGACUAAACUAGAAUCUGGGUUUGUGUUUAACAAUCCCAACAUUAAAGGAACAUGCGGCUGUGGAGAAAGUUUCAGUGUAUGACAGUGAUUUAGAGGAGAGCUUCAGAUUUACUCAUAUGUAAUGAAGAAUGGAGAACAAGGCAACAUUAUGUGCAGCGUGACUGACACCAAACCCGGUUUGAAAACCAAGUAAAGUGAUAUGGAAACCAAGAGAUGUGGAAUAUUCAUUGAUAUUUAAUCUACUUUUUUAAAUGCUUCUAAAGUCUCAAUUUUUUCUGUAAUUUUAAUUUUGUCUAAUUAUUUUAAUGAAUGUUUACAAAAUAACCUUCACUGCUUCAUGAUAUUAUCUACAGUAUUUUUUAAAUUUGAGUUACCAGUACACAUUUUUGGUUGUGUAUUAAAUCCCACCUUACAAAAAGAAAUUUCAUUGUUACACAUUUUCAAAAGUCAAGACCAAUCACUUAUAGAUUGUUGUAGAUUAGUAAGAAUUUUAUAUAUGAUGAUUUAAUUGCUUACAUGAAAUGUUUUCUCGCAGUUCACCAUAAUCUUCAAUUCAUUUUUGUAUUAUUUGUCUUACCAACUUAUCACAUUUUUCUAUGUGGAUAAAUAGAAAACCCAAAAAUUUUGUUGAAAUCAUAUUAAAUAGUGAUGAAUAGCUAUUUGUUAUACAUUCUGGUAUGGGUAAUUGAUUCAGGUUUAAGUAUUUGAAAACUUUGAAUCAUUUAUAUUGUAAAAAUUGUGAAAUUAUUACAGUCAAUGUUCUUUAUCAAUUUGUCAAUAUGGCUUCAGUUUGCCUUGUGUGAAAACUGCAUCAGCUUACCCAGGGAGUGUGUUCAUGUAUGUAGUUGAGAGAAAAUAUAUACCAGUAGUGCAUUUGUAUGUGUUUGAGAAAAUGAGUGGUUUAUGGAUGUAAGUGAAAGAGAAUGUGUGGUGUAUCUGUAUGUAUGUGAGAGUAAUGUUUCUUGAGGCAUCUUUGAUUUAUUGUGAUAUUACUCGAGUGUUUAAUUUAUGCAAUAAAAUGCCGUUUGUGAAGAA